AUGCCGACUAGAAGAGUCGUCUUCCCUCCAUCUAUAACCAGCGCCAAAAGGACCAUCGAGAAGAAGAAGCAGAAGAAGCAGAAGCAGAAGCAGAAGAAAAAGCAAAAGAUGGCUAUACCCUCCCUCUUCGCCACGCAGCCGCCGCUCCUCGACUCGCUGCAGACAGACACCUCCCGCUCCCAGGCAGAGGUGGUCGGCAGAUGCAUCCCCUUCCUGCGCGGCGAGGAGACCGGCCUGCCCCUCAACAGGCACGGCGUCCAGUCGCUGGCCAGAGAACUGCAUGUAGAGUACCUGCUGGAUGCCCUGGGGGAGUACCCGGGGCGCUUUGUCGGGCUGGACGCGAGCAGGCCGUGGAUGGUCUACUGGGCGCUGACGGGGCUGGCCCUGCUGGGCGAGGACGUCAGUCUUUUUAGAGAGAGUGUAUUUGUUGAUGAUGAUGGUAGAUUGGUUGCUACUGCGGCGCCGAUGCAGAGUGGUUCAGGGGGUUUUGGCGGCGGACAUGGACAGACGGCUCACUGUGCCUCCUCGUAUGCCAUUACCCUCAGCCUGGCCAUGGUGGGCGGACAGGAGGCGUUUACCUUGAUUGACAGACUUGCAUGGUACUCUCCCUACUCACUCUACUCUAUACUCAUUUCUGUGUUAUACUGA
Trichophyton verrucosum HKI 0517 is the source of this 648-nucleotide messenger RNA. RefSeq lists its product as uncharacterized. Gene Ontology annotation, biological process: protein farnesylation. Gene Ontology annotation, cellular component: protein farnesyltransferase complex. Gene Ontology annotation, molecular function: protein farnesyltransferase activity. The transcript is spliced from 2 exons. Bases 1 to 648 code for a protein of 215 amino acids. The record is from RefSeq and is a predicted model, not a curated record. Lineage: Eukaryota; Fungi; Ascomycota; Eurotiomycetes; Onygenales; Arthrodermataceae.